GAAAAACAAAGAUGGCGGCGCGAGGCUGCGGUUUUCUCAUCGACACAGCGGCCGGUUUCUGACGGAAGGAGGGGCGACACAGGCAUCGUUUACCUCAGAAAAUAUCUUUAAAAUACAUUUCUAAUUAAAGUUGUAACUUUUGAAACAAAAGUUGUGAAGAGGAGAAAAUAGUCACCGGUCGCGUUUAUUUUUUUUUGUAUAAUUUUCGGGGUCCGGGACGGGGGAAGGUGACGGUUACCGGGUGAACGAGAAAACAAAUUAAAAAUGUCGGCGGUGGAGGAGAGAGAGCCGGCGCCCGCGGCUUCUUCAGCGGCGGGAGGUGGCGGAGCGGCGGCAGCGGCGAUGAUGAUGGCGGCGGCAGCGGCGGCGGCUGCUUCCUCGGGCCCCUCCGACCCCCUGCACCCGGCGGCGGCGGCGGCAGCCGGAGCCCAGGAGCUGAACAACCACCCGGAGCUGGAGGAAGGUCCGAGCUCCAAGAAGCGGGCCCGGCUGGAGGCCGAGUCGGCGGCCGGCUCCGGCUCGGGUUCGGGCUCGGCGGCCGCUGGCGGUGGAGCGGCGGCGGGGGGCAAGGCCGGCGCGGAGCACAAGCUGGAGGAGAGGCUGUACUCGGUGCUGUGCUGUACCGUGUGCCUGGACCUUCCCAAAGCUUCAGUCUACCAGUGCACGAAUGGUCACUUGAUGUGUGCAGGCUGUUUCAUUCACCUGCUGGCUGAUGCCAGGCUGAAGGAGGAACAGGCCACCUGCCCGAACUGCCGCUGUGAGAUCAGCAAGAGCCUGUGCUGCAGGAACCUGGCCGUGGAAAAGGCGGUGAGUGAACUUCCCAGCGAGUGCGGCUUCUGCCUGAAGCAGUUCCCACGCUCCAUUCUCGAGAGACACCAGAAGGAGGACUGCCAGGACAGAGUAACACUGUGUAAAUACAAGCGGAUUGGAUGUCCAUGGCAGGGGCCAUUCCACGAGCUAACUGCUCAUGAGGGGGAAUGUGGCCACCCCACCAAGACUGGCAAUGAGCUGAUGGAAAUCCUGGACGAAAUGGACCAAAACCACAAGAAGGAAAUGCAGCUCUACAAUAGCAUUUUCAACCUACUUAGCUUUGAGAAAAUAGGAUAUACAGGAACCGAUUUCUGCAGUCAGGCAUGUCACAAAAAAGAAGUUCAGUUCCGGCCCUACCGAACAGAUGAUUUCAUCACCAGGCUCUACUAUGAGACCCCAAGGUUCACAGUGCUCAACCAGACGUGGGUCCUGAAAGCACGGGUCAAUGACUCCGAGCGUAACCCCAACCUGUCCUGCAAGCGCACCCUGUCAUUCCAGCUCAUCCUGAAGAGCAAGGUCAACUCACCGAUGGAGUGCUCCUUCCUCCUUCUAAAGGGUCCCUACGAUGAUGUCAAAAUUAACCCGGUCAUCUACCAUUUCGCUUUCACCAACGAGAACAAUGAAACAGACUACAUGCCGCUGCCUAUCAUAGACUCUGUCGAAUGCAACAAAUUGCUAGCGGCCAAAAACAUUAACCUGAGGCUCUUUAUAUUUCAGAUACAGAAGUAGAGGAGGUGGGGCUGGGGAGAGAGAUUGUAGGUGGGGGGAGACAGAGGGAGAUAUCAGAACGGAGUGAGCACCACUGAACCAUAGUACCUCGGAAAGCCAGCGACAACAGUCAGUAGUUUGAAAAAGGCAGAAUUCUAUGAAAAGAACAAGAGACAAACAAAAUAUCUACUAACCGCAUGUGAUCGUAACUGCCCGGGACUGUCACAACUGCGCGGUUUUGUUCAGAAGCCUCUCAUAUAGUGGUUAUAAUAGGGGAGGGGUUUGGGGGAGGGGAGAGAAAUAAGAAAAGUGUCUGAAUUCAGUAGCUGCUAUUAGAACUAUUUAAGCAGUGCUGAGUGGUCAGUACCUGCCUGUGUAUUGAGCCUGCAGUCCACUGACAAGCUCUGCUCGCCAAUAGAUGCUGAGAUGCCACACCAGCUUCCCUCUGUCACACCCACUCGUUCAUUCCUUAUGCCUGCUGAUGAUUUUGUUUGGUCAGAGCUGCUAUUUGUUUUCUGGUAUUUCCCUGCUUACCUGCAAUAGCUACUAAAUUAUUUAAUGAGAUAGGUGGAACUUCUGUUAACUCUAUUUCCCUCUUCACAAAUCACCGGUCCAAACUUGUGUUUUUAUUGGUGUGCAUCACUUGUCAUCUGGCUCACCAGAGUCCCCAGCUGACAGAUACUAAACAAUCUCGUGUGCAUUCAGCUUGGAGGAGGGCUGUUCAAACUGUGUUUUUAAGAAACACUCAGUGUGGCCCAGGGACAUUCGGGAUGGCCACUAUGCUUUGCAAAGAAUGAAGCGGGCUGGUUCAUUCUCAACACAAUCAUUUGGAAAAGCAAAAGGCUGCAUGUAAUUCCUGAGGGGAUUGAUUGAACCAAACAGCCAGCUAGCCGUCCAUCCUUCACUUGUUGCAGUCACACAUGCCAACACUGCAACUGAAGGGCGCAGUAAACUCUCUCCUUAAGUUCUUUGGUUUCAGUUUUUCCUUUAAAUUUGCUAGUAAGUGUAUAAAAAUUAAAAUCUAAAUGAGCAAUGAGGCAUGAUGGACACGAGACAGAAGGCAGUGCUGAUGUAAGGUUAGGGGAUUUGCAGGGAGCACUCAGUAAUGAGAAUCCUACAGUAGUGUUUGUACGUUUAACUUAACCGUAUUUUUUACUCUUCUCAUUUUAUUGUAUUUAACAUAAUAUUCUGCUCCUGGAGCUGGGAAGAAGGCCAGGGCUGAGGCCAAGGACUUCAUCAGACAUGAGACUGACAGAAGCUGGGGGAUUUGCUCCCAACCCUUUAAACUCCAAGAUCAGGCAAAGCUGAUUAGGAAUUAUUUUAAAAUGUAAUUUAUUGGGAUGAGUAAUUGAGGGAAUUCAAAAACCAGGAAACAAAAAUCUCUUGUUGGCAUUAAAUGACAUGGCCCGGCCUGGCCCAGCCCAGCCCGGCCCAGCCCAACCCAGUAUAUUGCUUUUACAGAGCGGUCGAUCAGCACAAAGGCACCAGCGGUGGAGAGAGAUCAUUGUACCACAAUGCCCUCAGUUCCACUGCCCGAAAUGAUGCAUCUUAUCAGGUUCAAUCUGUUGCAGUCACCAGUAUCUGGAUCUGAUUGGAAGAUAAUAGGUCGCUGCUUAAAUCAGUGCAGUUCCAUUUAAAAAGACUAAACAGUCCUUACCUUGCAGAAUGAGCAGCAUUCUGUUCAGUCACACAGCAAGUAAAUCUUUACCCUGAAUAAACAAUACCAUCGUACAGUUACCUUGAGGACUCCCAGCAAUGCUGAAAAAACAACCUCCAUAUGAUUAACACAACUACUGUUGUGAAUAGCACUUUAACCUUCCCAGAUCCUACUGAUUAAACUGGAACUUUACACAGUUGCACAACAAAUGGGUUGAACUGGCCCCUUUAACCCUUAUCCUGCUGAAUGAACUGGAAUUCUGAAGGAUUAGUAAAACAGAUGCAACUUAGGCUUUUGGGGUUUUGUCUGGUACCAAAAUGAUAUUGUCAGUUCUUACCAUUUAUUUUCUGUACCCACUUGUACUGUAUAGUUCAAAUACCAUAAAAUCUAGAUUAUA
This is a messenger RNA of Hemiscyllium ocellatum (epaulette shark), 3572 nucleotides long. RefSeq names its product zinc finger TRAF-type containing 1 (gene zftraf1). Gene Ontology annotation, molecular function: zinc ion binding. The record is from RefSeq and is a predicted model, not a curated record. Lineage: Eukaryota; Metazoa; Chordata; Chondrichthyes; Orectolobiformes; Hemiscylliidae. Bases 265 to 1539 code for a protein of 424 amino acids. The transcript has 5 exons. Gene Ontology annotation, cellular component: nucleus.